Messenger RNA from Nicotiana tabacum (common tobacco), 603 nucleotides. The record is from RefSeq and is a predicted model, not a curated record. NCBI's taxonomy places the organism in Eukaryota, Viridiplantae, Streptophyta, Magnoliopsida, Solanales, Solanaceae.
AUGGGGUUGCAUCAAGGAUCUGCGUUCAAUCCGUUCUUAUUUUCCCUGUUGAUGGAUGCACCGACACACCAUAUUCAAGGGAAGGUGUCAUGGUACAUGUUAUUCGCUGAUGAGAUAGUUCAAAUUGAUGAGACGCGAGGCGGUGUUAACGAGAGGCUGGGGAUUUGCAGACAAACCCUUGAGUUUAAGGGUUUCAAGUUGAGCACGACGAAGAUAGAAUACCCGGAGUACAAGUUCAACGCCGAGUUGAGGGAAGUGGGCAUGGACGUGAGGCUUGGAUCACAGGUCAUCCGCAAGAUAGGCAGUUUCAAUAUUAAGCCUUAUUUACUUGUUAUUAUUAUGGUGGUCAUGCCAUUAGAGGUGGAGGUCAGCCAGGGAGGGGCUAUCCGAGAGGCGAAGGAUGGUAGUGUGAUUGGCUACGCGUCUCGGGAGUUGAAGGUUCAUGAGAAGAAUUAUCUUGUUCAUGAAUUAGAGUUGAUAGCCAUUGUUUACGCGAUGAAGAUUUGGAGGCACUAUAUGUACGACAUUUAUUGUGAGGUAAAGUAUGAACAUCAGAAACCGGGUGGAUUGAUUCGGAGAAUGGAGAUACCGGAGUGGAAUUGA